Messenger RNA from Megalops cyprinoides (Indo-Pacific tarpon), 918 nucleotides. RefSeq names its product protein C-ets-1-like. Bases 1 to 918 code for a protein of 305 amino acids. The transcript has 6 exons. Gene Ontology annotation, cellular component: nucleus. Gene Ontology annotation, biological process: cell differentiation; regulation of transcription by RNA polymerase II. The record is from RefSeq and is a predicted model, not a curated record. NCBI's taxonomy places the organism in Eukaryota, Metazoa, Chordata, Actinopteri, Elopiformes, Megalopidae. Gene Ontology annotation, molecular function: sequence-specific DNA binding; DNA-binding transcription factor activity, RNA polymerase II-specific.
AUGGACUGGAGCUCUUACGAGCCGGACUCCCUGGUGGUGCCCCCUCUCACCCCCACCAGUAAGGAUGUCCUUAGCCGGGCUGUGAAAGCCACCUUCGCCGGCUUCACACAGGAGCGAAUCCGCCUGCGAUUCCCACCAGACCCUAAACUGUGGUCAGAGUGGGAGGUUAGUCAUUGGUUAGACUGGUGCCAGGCUGAGUUCAGCCUCCAUAGCCUGGGCCCGGAUUUGAAGGGUAUGCCCGGGAAUGAGCUGUGCUCCCUGGACAGAGAGGAGUUCCUGGCCCUGACCUCUGACUGCACCGCUGGAGAAAUUCUAUGGGAGCACCUGGAGACUAUGCGCAGUGACUGUGACUUGGAGGUGGGGCCACCGUGCUGCAGUGUUACAGAGAUAACUACAUCAGUUUCCUGGGUUGGUCAGCUCCAAGACCCGGAGCAGGAAGAGAAGGAUGUGCCCAUGUCCAGCGAGGCCUACUCCCUACCACACCAAGGUGGAAAUUUCAAAGAGUUUGUAGGGGAGAAGGGGGACCUCAGUGGAUGUGGGAGAGCUGUGGUCUCAGCAGUGUUUCUUGCUGGUUAUACUGGAAGUGGGCCCAUACAGUUAUGGCAGUUUCUACUGGAGCUUCUCUCUGAUCGCAGUUGUCAGUCAUUCAUCACCUGGACCGGGGAUGGCUGGGAGUUCAAAUUGACGGACCCUAACGAGGUGGCCCGCCUGUGGGGCAGGCGGAAGAACAAGCCCAACAUGAACUACGAGAAGCUGAGCCGCGGCCUGCGCUACUACUACGACAAGAACAUCAUCCACAAGACCGCUGGCAAGCGCUAUGUGUACCGCUUCGUCUGCAACCUGCGAGGCCUGUUGGGGUGUGACCCCGGGGGGCUGUGCACCCUGCCGGACACCCCGCCUGGAGACGGACAGGAGUGA